Messenger RNA from Oryza sativa Japonica Group (Japanese rice), 1172 nucleotides. RefSeq names its product reticulon-like protein B8. The record is from RefSeq and is a predicted model, not a curated record. Lineage: Eukaryota; Viridiplantae; Streptophyta; Magnoliopsida; Poales; Poaceae.
AUCGGUUGCUCCUUUGCCUAAUCACUCAAUUCCAGUAACUUUCCUCUCAUCUCUCACAGAAAAAACAUUCCUCUCAUCUCCAAUCAGCAGCUAUCUCCCUUCCUCAUCACCAGCUUGCUGUGAUCUUAUCAGGCCUUUUUGUUGUUCUGCUGGUCUUGCUCGCGUGCAAAGAGAUGCCGGAGCACUCUGAGAAUGCGGCUGCGAACAUUGUGGACAGCAUAGUGGACGCCAUUGCCGACAAUCUUCCCAAGCAGAAGUCAGUCAGAUUUGAAGAUGGCUCAAUCUCUGAUCAAGCUAAGAGACUCUUCGGUGGUCAGAAGUCUGUCCAUCAUGUUUUGGGUGGUGGAAAAUCCGCCGACGUGUUGUUGUGGAGGAACAAGAAGAUAUCUUCAAGUGUUCUUGCAGUUGCAACGGCUGUCUGGGUUUUCUUCGAGUGGCUCGACUACCACUUCCUGACGAUUGCUUGCUUUGUUCUUGUUCUUGGCAUGGUUGUCCAGUUUGCAUGGUCCACUUUUGCAGGCAUGCUAAAUGGGUCACCUUCGAAAGUUCCUCGCGUCGAAUUGCCGGAUGAGCUGUUCGCAAACAUUGGUUCUGCAAUUGGCACCCAAGUGAACAAGUUCUUGGGCACUCUUCAGGAUGUGUCUUGUGGAAGAGACCUGAAGAAUUUUCUCCUGGUGAUUGCCGGGUUCUUCGCGGCCGCUAUCAUUGGGAGCUGGUGCAAUCUCCUCACUGUCAUUUACAUUGGAUUUGUGUGUGCUCACACUCUCCCGGUGCUGUAUGAGAAGAACCAAGAAAAAGUGGACGAGUUCCUGUACAACACACUUGGCCUGCUUCAGAAUCAGUAUCAGAAACUUGACAAGGGUGUCCUGGGCAAGGUGCCCAAAGGGAUCAUCAAGCUUAAGAAGAGCGAUUAGUUUCACUAGCUGCUGCUGCUGCUAAUGCUGCGUACAGUCAAUCAGAAUACUGCGUAAUUUGGACAGAUGUUAGCUUCCCCUGAACAGUUAAUUGUGUACAGUAUUGGAAAACACCGUGUCAGUGAUGCUAGUGGUAUACUCCUAUAUUGUAGGCCAAAUUCAUCAGUGGCAGAUUGUUUCAGCUAGUCUCAUGUGUUUUGCCCAUGAGAGAAAUUGGGAAAAAAAAUAAAAGGUGAUUUGUGAUUCUUUUGUUGUUUC